GUCCCACGCAGCCAGCGGCAGCGCACCGUGGGACCUGAGGAAUUCAGCAGGUACCUUCAGACUCCCGUGAGCCCCCCCUGUCCUUCAGCCUGGAUGUACACAGUCCUCAUGUGUGAUAGAUGGAAGUCACUGCGCCGGAGAACUGUCGCUCUGCAAUAAACUCUCCCUCUGGGUUUGGCGUCUGGAGAAUUGCACCUGGGAGAUAUUCUGAUCAGUUUGGCGGAAUUUAGAGCAAGACAUAUUCUUUAUUCUGCAGCAUAUUUUCGCCAUCAUGAAGAGUCCCCUUCCAUUCCUGUGCUGGGUUCGAGCGGCGAGCUUGUUCUUGUGCUUGACGCAGACCGUUCUAGCGAAGGUUCUCACUAACUCCACACGUCUCGAGUCGAUCCUGGAGAAGUACAGGGACAAGGAUGAGGAGUGGUGGAGGGUAAGGCCGAGAGGGAAGAGGGCCAUCAGCGAGGGAGACAUGCACCUCAUUCUGGACCUGCACAACAAGCUGCGCGGUCAGGUCCACCCUCCUGCCUCCAACAUGGAGUACAUGGUAUGGGAUUAUGAGUUAGAGAGGAGCGCAGAGCACUGGGCACAUAGCUGCCGCUGGGAGCAUGGACCGAGCCACAUGUUGACUCAAAUAGGCCAAAACCUUGGAGCACACUGGGGCAGGGACCGCCCCCCUACCUUCCAUGUCCAGGCCUGGUAUGAUGAGGUGAGACACUACAGCUAUCCCUAUUCUCAGGAGUGUAACCCACACUGCCCAUUCAGAUGUUCAGGACCUGUCUGCACUCACUACACUCAGUUGGUGUGGGCAACUAGUAAUCGCAUUGGCUGUGCCAUCAAUGUGUGUUACAACAUGAACGUGUGGGGAAUGAUCUGGGCUAAAGCUGUGUAUCUGGUCUGCAACUACUCUCCCCCGGGUAACUGGUGGGGUCACGCUCCAUAUAAAUAUGGAACUCCCUGCUCUGCCUGUCCUGCCAGCUAUGGUGGAGGCUGCAGGGACAACCUCUGCUACAAAGAAGGAGGUGUGGACAGGCGACCGCCUCCUGAGAUCGAGGAGACCAACUACAUUGAACCUGAACCCGAACCAGUGAGGGACAGAGAGCCGCAGCCCAGAGCCCAGUCGCCUGACCCCACACCCACUGAUAACCCAGAGAGAAACCAGGUUGUCAGCACAGAGCAGAUGUCCCAACAGGUUGAGUGUGAGACCAAGCUGAGAGAUCAGUGCAAGGGAACAACCUGUAACAGAUACGAGUGUCCACCUGGCUGCUUUCACGGGCCUGGAAAAGUAGUUGGGACUGGAUAUUACGACAUGCAGUCCAGUGUGUGCGGAGCUGCGUUGCACUCCGGUGUCAUUGAUGAUGAUGGAGGAUGGCUGGAUGUGACCAGACUGGGCAGAAAACAACAAUUCACCAAAUCAUACAAGAAUGGCAUUCAAUCAAUUGGGAAAAACAGAAGUGCAAAUUCCUUCAAAGUGGAGACAGUGCCUGUCAAGGCAGUAACCUGUGACACCACUGUGGCUCUGUUCUGUCCUUUCAAGAAACCUGUACGACACUGUCCCAGGUUGUAUUGUCCCAGGAACUGUUUGGGUGACAACAGAGGCCGAGUCGUUGGGACAAAUUAUUACUCAGAUAAAUCAAGUAUCUGCAGAGCAGCCAUUCAUGCUGGAGUGAUCCAGAACGAGUCUGGAGGUUAUCUUGACGUGAUGCCAGUGGACAAAAGGAAGCAGUACAGUGGCAGCUACACGAAUGGCAUCACUUCAGAGAGCCUCGUGAACCCAACAGGAGGAAAAGCCUUCAGAGUGUUUGCAGUCAUCUGAGAAACCGCUCUCACAGGGCAGAGCCCCGUCCAACAUGGCCACUUCACACGCAGCGAACCCACACAUUACUGUCGUACAAGCAGUAAUUAUAUUCAGUGCUACAGUCAAUAAGUCAGCGUUUCAUCCUCGGACACUAAAAGUGUAACAUGACGUUUAUCAAGGCUUCCCUCAUAAGUUUGGUCAUGAUUCCAAACAUAGCUUAGCAAAGAAUUCUUGGUGGGUGAUGAUCUCAGAUGACUUUCAUCUUACGCCUUCUUAGAGCCGGCCAUAAUGAUCACAUCGGGUUCCCGUUCAUCAUUGCUGACAUGAUAUCAUAACAUCAUGUUUUAUAACACUUACUGCACUCCACCAGAUUUAGCAUCACUCCAGCUGCCUAGAAAUCAUUUUAUAUAGUGGAGGUUUCUGAGCAGGGCCGAACCAGAUGUUGAGCAAAAUUACAGAUAAAUUGAUCAAAUCUGAUGAACAAAUAAAGGUCAGAAAUAAAUAGAUGAAUAAUAAUAAUAAUAGUAAUAAUAAUUUUAGAUAAUUACUGUAUGUUUUACUACCAACUCAGCAAUUCUUUUGACCCCCUAUGCAAGCAUGAUAUUUUUUCUCCCAUCCAUGGUGUUGAUCACUUUACUUUAAUAAGAUUGUUUUCUAUCUCUAUCUCCUGUAUGGAAAAUAAUACAUUUUUCAUUGAGUACACAAACGUAGGUAUCAACCUCCAUGUAUGUAUUAUCUAUUUACAAAUCAAUUCACAUCCUCUGUUGGGGUGUUUUUUUAUUUAGAUUGUGCAUAGAAUUAUUUAUGCCAUGCUUUCGUGUAAUUAUUUACUAUUUGAUUUUAAGUUUUCAAUUCCCACUAUUCCUGCAUUCGGUGUCCCUAUCAACUUCUGCAGGAAUGAGUCCUGAAGCCUGGAAAUAAAUUUGUCUUUUUUGCAGGGUUGCAACAGUUUCCUCAACAGCAACAUUUUGUUGUUUUUUGUUUGGAUCCCUAAAAUAAGUUCUAUGGGUAACAUAAGCUCAAGACAAUUUUAUAUUUUCACACUUUACAUAUUUUUCAAGCUUUUACGCGUCUUAUAGUCAUUAACAGUGGCUUCUUCUCCCCAUUUUUAGCAAUGUAGUGUUUGCAUCAAACUAUCAGUAAUAUUCUAGAACGAAAGGCUUUUGUAGAAAAGCUACUCACCAAUUGAGUUCACUUGUGACGAUUAUCUUGCUGAACAAAACAUUUGUUAAUUUUCUGCAUUGAUCCAAAAGAAAAGAAAUAUCCCAGUGGCUUUUUGUGGAGGGAAACUUACUUUGGACUAUAAAAAAUAUAUCAUCACUGCAGCACUUUUCCUUUUGGUGGUAAGAUACAGUAUAGCAACAGCAGGCAGUGAAAUACAGAUUGUAUAUUUCUGUACAUAAUAAUGUUGUAAAUAUUGCUGGACACUAUAUGAAAUGCUUUGCUACUGUUGCCUUUUUCAUAUAAGUUUCUAACACAUUACCAGCCGUACAAAUCAAACACGCAAAAAUAUAGCUUCUGCAUGAUCUGCAUGAUGUAUUCAUCACUCAAGCUUUGUAUUUUAUAAAAGGCAAUUUCCACUGUAAUUCCAUUUUAUUCACGUCCUUGUAAAUAUUGUGUAUGUAACAUUUCCCAGC
Molecule: messenger RNA, 3426 nt
Organism: Hippoglossus stenolepis (Pacific halibut)
Lineage: Eukaryota; Metazoa; Chordata; Actinopteri; Pleuronectiformes; Pleuronectidae
Product: cysteine-rich secretory protein LCCL domain-containing 1
Exons: 15
Coding region: 272-1807 (511 amino acids)
Cellular component (GO): extracellular region
Source: RefSeq, a predicted model, not a curated record